Molecule: messenger RNA, 4692 nt
Organism: Aspergillus candidus
Lineage: Eukaryota; Fungi; Ascomycota; Eurotiomycetes; Eurotiales; Aspergillaceae
Product: NACHT and WD domain protein
Exons: 5
Coding region: 1-4692 (1563 amino acids)
Molecular function (GO): protein binding
Source: RefSeq, a predicted model, not a curated record
AUGGAGAAGUUUCGCAGGCGCUCUACAGCAGAUAAGCGCCCCAGUCGGUCCGACAGAGCCUUGAGUGGGCUUACUGGGCUGGUCACCGAUCGCAAAAACAGCGUCUCGAGCAGCGUUGCAGAUAUUGACGGCGACUUCUCGGAUGAACGUGAAGACUUCAAAGGCCCUCUAGGACUAAAUCUCCUCCACAGCGUGCCAGAACCCCUGGUAGAUCUUAUUUUCAUUCAUGGCCUGGGAGGCGGCUCGCGGAAAACAUGGUCUAAAUCACCAGACCCCUACCAUUACUGGCCCAAAGAGUGGCUGUCUCGAGACCCAGAGUUCAGCUGCGUUCGUGUCCACAGCUUUGGGUAUAAGGCGGAUUGGGCGGAAAGAAAGUCCAGUUUUCUGAAUAUCCAGGACUUCUCGCUGGCUCUGUUGGGUGAAAUCCAAUGCAGUCCUGAGAUUCGGCGAAGCGACACGAGAAUUGUUUUUGUCGCGCACAGCAUGGGUGGGAUCGUCACAAAAAAGGCAUACAUCUUAGCCAGAGAAGAUCCGACGUUGAAGGACAUCGCGAGUAGGAUUGACACGCUUUACUUCUUGGCGACACCCCAUCGUGGAGCGGACUUGGCAGGGACGUUGAACAAUGUCCUGAAGGUAUGUUUCGGUCAGAAGCAUUAUGUGACAGAGCUGGAACGCAACUCAGCGUCGCUUCAAUCAAUCGACGACAGCUUCCGCUAUUUCGCGCACGAACUACAACUGUGGUCGUUCUACGAGACCGUCCCAUCCAGCCUACCCCUUGGCAAUUCAAUCAUUGUCGAGAAGGAAUCUGCGACUCUUGGCCUUCCGAAAGAACGAGUGUUCCUUCUGAAUGCCGACCACCGAGCAAUAUGCAAGUUUGAAACCCCAACGGAUGCCAACUACAAGACCCUGAGAAAUGCGUUCAUCGCCACCAUUGACUCGAUCCAGGCCGCAGUCCCCCAGAAUACAUCCGAUACGUCCAAGUCCGAUUACUCCAACCUCAUCGCUCUCACUGGUGUGAGCGAGGCCCCUAUCGAUAACCUUAUAGCCCUCGAAGACCGCCGUGUUGCGGGGACAUGCGAAUGGCUGAACUCGAGAGAUCAAUAUACUACUUGGAAAUCAGCGUCAUUUCCAGGCCGACCGAUAUUUUGGCUGACGGGCGACGCGGGGAGCGGCAAGUCAGUUCUAUCCAGCUACGUGGUAAACGACCUCGAGGAAUGUGGCUAUCGAUGCAGUUACUUCUACUUCGGCCACGGCAGUGCUAGUAACUGUUCUAUCACGAGAUGUCUUCUUUCGCUUGCCUUUCAGAUGGGCCAAAAAGACGCAGCGGUCCUCCGGGGUCUGUCGAGGGCCUACGGGGGGUCUCAGAGCCUAGAGCAGCUGGACGAGAGAACCUUGUGGCGCAAGGCAUUCAUGGGGUCUAUUUUUACCGGACACAGCAGUGAACCGCAUUAUUGGGUCAUCGAUGCAAUUGACGAGUGUCGACGACUUCCUGUGUUUCUUUCGCUACUGUCCAAGGCACCAUCGCAUUUGCGUAUUUUUCUGACGAGCCGUCACACAGCCGAAGCGCACCAAACUAUCAUGUCAAACAGUCAGACAGUUGGGCAUUAUCCAAUACAAGAACAGGACACAAUCGCUGACUUGGGGAUCUACAUCGACUCAAGAAAACACUUUCUUCCGGUCGAUAACAAUGACGGCCAGCAGGACUUGAAGACCAAGAUACUGGAUAGAGCCGGGGGGUCUUUUCUGUGGACUUCCCUCGUGGUCCAAGAGCUCGAGAAUGUAUACUCGGAGGAGGCAGCGGAGGAGGUUCUCAACGAGGUGCCCGCGGAUAUGAACGAUCUGUAUGCCAAAAUGCUGGUAGGCGUACCGCCGAAAGGUCUUAGACUCGCGAGGUCGCUUUUCACCUGGACCCUGUUGGCAAUGCGACCACUGUCCCUAGACGAGCUGAAACCAGCCGUCAAGUUGGAUACAGGCGAGACCGUCCACAACUUGCCGAAUGUCAUCAUGGCCAUUUGCGGACAGCUGAUAGGAUUGAGUUACAAUGGUCAGGUUCAGUGCAUUCAUCAGACCGCAAAGACGUUUCUACUCCACCAGGAGGUCGUGCCAUCGCUAGCCAUCAGUAAGCCAAAGGCUCACUCGAGAAUCGCCGAGUUGUGUCUCAGGUCGUUGAGUGCGAGGUUCAGCAAAAUGGCUGGCCGGGGGAAUAAGGCAGCUACGGCAUCGUCAGCGUCACAGUCCGAUAUUGCGGACUACGCUGCCUUGUACUUUUCCGACCAUCUGCAACGAUGCGCAUCGGAUGACUACGUUGCUUGGAAGCUACUGGUCGAGUUCCUAGACAACCAUGUGCUUAUGUGGAUUGAGUACCUUUCUCAAACAAGAAGACUGCAGCAUUUGACACGCACAGCAAAGAAUCUGAAAGUCUACCUUAUGCGCCGUCUCAAACACAUUCAGCCAUUUUCAAAUGAGAAGGAAAACCUAGAGGCAUGGAUCCACGAUCUCAUCAGACUCAAUGCAAAAUUCCGAGCGCCGUUGACAGUUUGCCCGUCUGUUAUCCACAGCGCAGUGCCCGCGCUUUGUCCUUCCGAGUCGGUAAUAUCAAAGACGUACGCUGCCCGCCCUCGGGGGAUUAUCGUGAGGGGUGCGAGGGAGACAAACUGGGAUGAUUGUCUAUCGAGGAUUGAGUAUUCCGAUGCGCGGGCCAACGCGGUCACCUACGGCGAUCAUUACCUGGUGGUCGCAGUGUCGGACGGAACGAUAUUGCUGUACCCUCGCGAUUCAACAGAGCCCAGCAUUACGCUAUCUCAUGGUGAGCGGGUGCUGGACCUCGUCUUGAGCAAUGAUGACCUGUACCUCGCGUCGAGUGGCCCGCGGACGAUCCGAGUCUGGGACACACAGACGCAAACGCAGAUUCGGAGUUUUGAUGUUCAGCACUCGCCCCUUACACUGGCCUUUGCGGAUGAAAAUACCUGUCUAGUGGCUGUGACCAGCGGAAGCUAUACAGUAUCAUGGGAUCUGCAGAACGAUGAAAACGAAGAAGAAAUUUGGUGGUGGGCGAGCAGUUUCCACGAAGCAUCGGGCGAAGCGAAGCCCGUCCAGCCCCCGGGAAAGGCCAUUUUGUCGGAGGACUGCAUGGUCCUUGCCGUAAGUUACAGAGGAAAGCCAAUAUAUCUGUUUGACAUAAAGACGGAGUCAAUGAUUGGAUCCUGCAACAGGUCUUCUGCUAGAGCCAAAGGGAGCGAGUACGUCGUUGACGGCAUGGUCUUUAACCCGAACCCCGAGAUCAGUGUUCUGGUAGCGUCGUACGGAGACGGGGGGCUAGCAGUAUUUGAUCAAUGGACUGCCGACCUAUGCUACCAAGUGCCGAAUGUGUUCGCCCAUACCCUAGCCUGCUCGCCGGACGGGCGCAUGUUAAUCACAGGCAGCGCGCGGGGCACAAUCCAGCUCUUCGAGUUUUCCGGUGCACGUGGCACAAACCUAACGCUGACGUAUCGAAUCAACGCGUUCGAGGAAGGAAUUCGCGGCAUUGCAUUCAGCAGCGACAGCCUGCGCUUCGCUGAUAUUCGAGGCUCCCAGUGCCGCAUAUGGGAGCCGAGUGUGCUUGUCGCUAACGACUUUGACGAGGGCAGCCAGAGCGAUCUUAGCCAGGCUCUUACGCUCAAUCCACGCUCUGUCGGUAUGCUCGAGGGGCCCCCGGAGGCUGAUAUUACCGCUGUUUGUCUGCAUCCCAGUGGGCAGUACCUGUUUUAUGCAAAACAGGACGGCACCGUGUCGUAUUUCGAUGUUUUGGGUGCCGCCCAUCGCGGAGUCUUGUAUCAGCAUGCGCAGAAUAUUAGAAUCAAUUGCAUUGCGUACUGCGAACAGGCUGGGCUGCUGAUUACCGGGGACGAAUCCAGUCGGAUUCUGGCGACCCAGAUCAAGUCUACGUCUAGCGGCUGCGAGCUGGUUUCUACAGUUAUGGACAUGCGCUCAGAUUAUCCCGUUCUAGCCUUGCUUGUCAACAUCAGUGGCACUAGGCUACUUGUCCAAGGGAGGGGCUCGGCUCAAAUGUGGACAAUGUCCGGGUCGAGGACCGACACGAAGUUUGACUUGCAGCAGUCCAACAAUGACUCUAGUUUCUUAAACCAUCCCUUACAGCCCGACGUUUUCUUAUCUAUUAGCCCUAAUCACACCGCCUCCUACGCGUGGGAUGAAGACUCGAAAGGAAAUGGCACAAGUGGUACCGCAGCUCAGGGUACACAUGACUCCACAUCCCCAAGUCUGGCACAUCUAACUAGCCCUCAAAAACACGUUGCCGUUCUCAGCACAUCGCACGACAGUGCAGAAAAGAGUCAUCCCUACGAACUCAAAGUCUGGGACGCUUCCCAGAUAUCCACGAACAGAGACUUUCCCGAUCCACUUUCCUUUCCUAACUUUGAACAUAUAUCCGCCAACAUGCGCCAGAUUAUUCAUGUGGACAAGAGUCUUCUUAUCCUUUUGGAUAAAGAUCUAUGGAUAUGCAGCGUGGAUAUCACCCAGUGGAUUGCGCACAGACAAGGCGCAAAACGACACUUUUUCCUCCUCUCAGAGUGGAAGGGCAGCACGCACAACUUUCUAAUCGAAUAUAUUCCCUUGAGACGGGAGUUUGCCAUAGUCCGGAAGCACGACAUUCUCAUUAUCCGACGGGGUCUCGACGUGGGGACGCCGUUAGACUAA